CAACUGGUCAAGGGCCAUCCCCGCGGGGUGAGAGGGGACCCCGGGAUUCACACAUAAAGCCCAGGCGAAGACGAUCAUUCCUUCAUCACUCCUGCCGCCAUCAUCAACGACAACCUAACAACAGUGGUCUAGAUUCCAAAGAUGAAUACCUCCACCAUCGAAGACAUUGGCAAGGCUGACGGCCUUGUCCACUCGGACGACAAACAUGAGGUCGAGAUGCUUGAGCAUGAGCACAAGCCUUCUGACGCCGCCGCCACCGCCGGUAUCGAUAUGCGCGGUCAGGAACUCACCGGAUACGAGGAUUUGACCCUGUUUCAAACCUUGAUGAAGUUCAAGAAGACCAGCUUGAUAUGCUUUGCCGUCACUUUUUCGGCUUGUGCCGAGGGAUACGAGAUCGGAAUGGCGAACAAUAUCAACGCCAACCCCGGUUUCAAUCAUGCCAUCGGAAGCCAGGUUAACCCCGUCGACGGCGAACGAAUCCUAUCUGCAAGUCAGUUGGCGGUCUGGACUCCUAUCAGUACUACCGGUCAAGUCUUGGGCCAGGUCGGAUUCCCUUUCAUCUCCUCAUGGUUCGGACGCAAGUGGUCCUUGUUCCUCAUUUGGUUGCUCGCCACUAUUGCCAUCACGAUGCAGACCAUUGCGACCAAGGAUGCGGUUUGGGCUGCGAGUAAGAUCUUCACAGGGAUGUCUGUCGGAGCACUUCAGACGGUGGUCCCUAUGUACGUCUGUGAACUGGCCCCGACCAAGAUCAGAGGUUCCUUGAUAUCUUUUUAUAACUUUUGGUUCCAACUGGGGAACUUUUUCCCUCCCAUCGUGUUUCAGUGCCUCAAGGAAAGCGGCAUGGAGAGAGACUGGAAGUUGCCCAUCUAUACCCAGUGGGCCACAAUCGGAGUAAUCGGGGUCGUCUUCUUUUUCGCUCCCGAAUCGCCAGUUUGGUGCGCUCAAAAGGGCAAGCGGGACCGUGGAAUUGCCAUCCUUACUCGAUUGAACGGCAAGAUCGAUGGCUACAACGCCGAGAAGCAGUACGAUAUCCUCUCGAGAAGCGCAGAGUAUGAAAAGGCCCAAAACGCCGAGGUCCGGAAAGAAUACUGGUUCAACGUCUUUCUUGGAUCGAACCUCCUGCGACUCAUCAUCUCGACAUGGACAACGCUCAGUUUCCAGAUGCUCGGUCUCGGAUUAUUCUUAUCCUAUGCGUCCGUGUUCUACACUGCAGCGGGUGUGGACGAUCCGUUCAUCAUCGUGAUCAUCAACAACUGUGUGACUCUUGGUUCGAUCGUGCCGAUCAUCAUCUUUGCGGACAAGAUCGGAAGACGUUGGGUGUGCAUUAUAGGCCUUGGCCUGAUGUGGAUCGCCUGCCUCCUAGUCGGUAUCCUCGGGAUUGUCGACAAGGGAAAGGUCGUCAAUGCGUUACUUGUACUAUUCACUUGCAUCUGGACUCUUGGUCUGCAGACUGCCGCCACCGCAGCAUACGGAUAUCUUGCCGAGACUUCCACCCAGAGCCUUCGAGAGUAUACCGCCGGAUGGGCAUACGCUUGCUCUACUAUUUUCGGAGCUACUUGGGGAAUCUUGAUUCCUUACAUGGUCAACGAGGCGGAAUGGAAUUGGAAUCUCAAAACCGGGUUCUUCUUCUUCGGUGUUGGUUCCUUCUUCGCCGUGGGAGCCUGGUUCGUCCUGCCGGAGACAUCGAAAAGGACCUCUGCCGAGUUGGACGAAUUGUUCGCCCGCAAGAUCAAGCCUUGGAGGUUCCACAAGACCAAGACGGCCAUACAGUUGGCUGCCGAGGAGGAAAAGGAGCAACAGCGGGAGAUAGGCGAGAUUUAGUCCAGGUAUUCAGAUGCCUAUCGAGAUACCGUAUGCGUUCUCGGGAAUACUGGCACGGCCGUUCCCAUCCCAAAUGUGGUAUUCUCCUGACUCAUCCAUUCAAAGACUUGUAAACGGUACUAGGAGAGGUCUAGAGAAAGGGGGAAAGAGUACCGACCGAAAGCAAUCAGAUCCAAUUGUAUAGUCUGGUAAGAACUCCUGGUGUGUCAAUGCCAAUUCUAUCGAUGUAUGUCAAUUCUCGG
Filobasidium floriforme is the source of this 2063-nucleotide messenger RNA. Its product is annotated as general substrate transporter. The record is from RefSeq and is a predicted model, not a curated record. Gene Ontology annotation, biological process: carbohydrate transport; transmembrane transport. The coding region runs from base 142 to 1821 and encodes 559 amino acids. Lineage: Eukaryota; Fungi; Basidiomycota; Tremellomycetes; Filobasidiales; Filobasidiaceae. Gene Ontology annotation, cellular component: membrane. The transcript has 9 exons. Gene Ontology annotation, molecular function: carbohydrate:proton symporter activity.